Neltuma alba is the source of this 546-nucleotide messenger RNA. RefSeq lists its product as uncharacterized. Lineage: Eukaryota; Viridiplantae; Streptophyta; Magnoliopsida; Fabales; Fabaceae. Bases 1 to 546 code for a protein of 181 amino acids. The record is from RefSeq and is a predicted model, not a curated record. Gene Ontology annotation, molecular function: RNA-DNA hybrid ribonuclease activity; nucleic acid binding. The transcript has a single exon.
AUGGAGGAAACGUCAAAUAGCAGGUAUAAACACAAAAUAUACCAAGUGCCUGAAAGGGAGGAAUGCAAGUGGGCGAGACUGAAGGAGGGCUAUGUCCGUGUUGAUGUAGAUGGCUCGGUAGACAGCAGGAGAAAUGCAGCUUGUGGCGGGGUUAUUAGGGACGAUCAAGGCAAAUGGCUAUGUGGUUUCCAACAAAACCUUGGUUUUAUUCCAUCCACAACUACAGAAUUGCAAGCCAUUUGCAUUGGGCUUCAGGUUGCUAAACAAUCGGGUUUCAAGAAAGUUCAACUAUUCACAGAUUCAAUCCAAGCUGUUCAACUACUUAUGAAUGAUCACGGAAACUUCCACCCGGUAGGUGAUGUGAUCGAUAGAGCGAGGUCGCUGAUCUUCUCCAAUUGGGACCUUGAGAUAUCUUUCUCGCACAGAGAAUCGUUAAAAUGCGUUGAUCUCAUUGCCAAGAAGGCCCACCAAUCAAACUUUUCAAACACGUUGCUUCAAGACCCUCCCCCUGACUGUCUUGAGCUCCUUGUCAAUGACCUUCUUUAG